This is a messenger RNA of Coregonus clupeaformis (lake whitefish), 1060 nucleotides long. RefSeq lists its product as uncharacterized. The record is from RefSeq and is a predicted model, not a curated record. The coding region runs from base 237 to 491 and encodes 84 amino acids. The transcript has 3 exons. Lineage: Eukaryota; Metazoa; Chordata; Actinopteri; Salmoniformes; Salmonidae.
CGCGCUCCACAAACCUUCCCAUGUUGCCAUCUAGUGCACAGACCCACUGCGCAUUCGAUAUAGAACGGUCGCCUCGCGCGGAGUCUUGUGGAGCUCGCAUAUAGCUAGCAGAACUUACAUCAGAAAGUGGAACAAGCAAAGUUGCAAAUGGCUGUAUAGGUAGCCUACUUGAACAUUUCACAUUUUUCUUCAAGAUCUGCAAAGUUGCAACUGAUCAGAGCUCCUCAGCUCCAGGCAUGGGUGUGAAGGUACUCCAGUGUUUCUCCUGGUACAGACGCUGUAAGGAACGAUGCAAGGCUAAACAGUGCCCCCCACCUGCAGUCCCCAGAGAGGAGAUGAAGCCUCGCCUGUCGUCUACGGUGUCGUGUGGUAGCCAGGGCGAGGGCGGUAGCAGCCUGAGUGGAUCCCAGAUCUACUUCUCCAGCAAGGCUCGCCUCUCCUUCAGACACCAGAUGGACAGCAACUUCAACGCAGUGGAUGCCACCUGCUGAGUAAGAGCAGCCUCGACAGCCUAUCAAAUGGAAGAAUAUAGACUGAAUCAGGGAGGGACUACCUGGGCUUGUCCAAUCAUCAUCAUCAUCAUGAUCACCGCCCCGAAAAUGAACUCUCACCUCUCCACUAUGGCAGCCAUUAUUUUAGCUCAACAGAACAGAGAAUGCGGCAGAAGUUGAAGAUAAAGGACUGAGACUUCAUCAGUGGUGUAUAAAUACAUCGUUCUCAACUCCCCCUUCAGAGGUGACUGUGAAAGGUUGAAUAUAUCACAGUAGAUUGAGUUCUUCGCUACAGAGAAAGACUGAAUGCUAAUGUAGCUAGUGGAGGUGGAGAAAUGUUUACAACAUUAUUACUAAGUGCAUUAUUUUCCUUUUAUUUUUUGAUGGGCUUUUUCUUCCCACCCUUUUUUUCUAUUUUCCUUUUUUUCAGUGUGUGUGUUGGGGUGUAAGUUACCACAAACUGCAGAACAAUAGUGUCUUUAAAAUACUAGCUUUGUAUUUAUUAGGGACCCCACUCUUCCUGGGGUCCAAACACAUGAAGGCACUUACCUCACGCAUAAAAAUAAAAA